GGAAGUUGGGGAGUCCUCGGAGGGUAGGUGUUUCUUAUGACGGUAUCUGGGGGGGGUCAAUAAAGGGCGAUGAUAACAAUACCCCUGACGGCGUAUGGGGGCGGCUAUCCCCAGAGGCAAGCUAAAAUAUUAACCACAACAGGGCAUUCACAGCUGCUACUAGGAGUAGGUGGGUUGCUUUACAAACGAUAUAUCUCCACUAUUUCCUCGCCAUUAUUCUCGAAAGCCCACCCAAACAGUGUCCGGCGAUCAGGGUCAUCCUCCGUCUCGAAGUCAGCGCACUGGUGUAGCAGUAGCAGCAGCAGUAGCAGCAAGAGUGGCAGCAACAGCCGCUUCAACACUGGUCAUGAUCAUUCUUUGCAGCCAGCCGUAGCAGUCUCUGGCUCAAGCUGUCGUGACAGUCUGAAUCGGCGCAUCUCUCAAGCAGCAACAUCGACGCUAUCUCAUGAUAAUCUCGUGUGCAGCGUUAUGAAGCACUGUCAACGUUAUAGAUCUUUCACGAGAUCUGCGCCAGGGUUACUGCUCUUGAACAAGCUGCCUCGGAAAACAUCCAAGCAGAGAUUCAGUGCGUCGUCCAUCGUCAUGCCGAAAGUUACAAUAUCCGCCAGCAGUAGCAACCCUACAGAUAUCAUGGAUUCCAAUUGAAGGAAUGAUCGCCUUUCUAUCACCGGGACCUUUUGGAC
Molecule: messenger RNA, 683 nt
Organism: Aspergillus fijiensis CBS 313.89
Lineage: Eukaryota; Fungi; Ascomycota; Eurotiomycetes; Eurotiales; Aspergillaceae
Exons: 1
Coding region: 70-645 (191 amino acids)
Source: RefSeq, a predicted model, not a curated record